This is a messenger RNA of Talaromyces stipitatus ATCC 10500, 795 nucleotides long. RefSeq lists its product as uncharacterized. The coding region runs from base 133 to 795 and encodes 220 amino acids. The transcript has 2 exons. The record is from RefSeq and is a predicted model, not a curated record. Lineage: Eukaryota; Fungi; Ascomycota; Eurotiomycetes; Eurotiales; Trichocomaceae.
CCCGAUUGCCGGGACUUUCCCCGUAUUGAUUGUCGCGUAUACAAUUAUUUUUGUAUAUAACCGCGCCUCUUCUCCCUGACCUCCACACAUCUGUCAUCUCCACACCACACGAAUACACUACACAAAGACAACAUGAGGUUCAGCUACAGUUUCAGCGGGAGCACAUCAUCCUCGCCCUCACCAUCAUCACUGCCACCACCUCCUCCCCCACCAACCCCCAACGACGGUCUUCUCGACAUCACGCCUCGCAAAUCCUCCUUCUCCAGCGCCAUGGGAAUGAGCUCAGCCUGUGCUUUCCCCUCCUGGCCCAACAGACCAUCCCUGCUCAGUCCCGACUCUGAAGAAUCAACAGCAAGCUCCUAUCUCUCCGACGAAGACCUCUUCCCCACUGAUCUACCUCUUACACCACCUUCUGAAAGUGCCAUCGACGAAGAAUCCGCUGCCUCAGAUCCAGUCUGUCUGCCUUCGGGAGCAGACGAUCUCACGACCGAAGAGCAAAUCCAAAUGAUGCGCGCCGCAGCAGAGGAGGAUGAGCGACGGGCUCGGUUUCUGGCACAUGUGCAUGCACAUGCGCGCGCCCAACAGGCGUUCAAAAUGGCACAGUUAGCCGCGGCAGAGCGUGAGAAUGCGAAGCGAAGUACGAAGAAGAAGCGUCCUGUUAUGAUCGCGGGAAAGAAACAUCGGUCUUCUUCGUCGUCGACAAAGACUUCUUCUGGUCGCAUUUCAUCUACUCGACUUUCUACGUCGACCAUUGCUUUCUUCAACGCGCCGUAUUCAUUCACCUCGGUGAGAUGA